This is a messenger RNA of Plasmopara halstedii, 2169 nucleotides long. Its product is annotated as dna damage-inducible protein. Gene Ontology annotation, molecular function: aspartic-type endopeptidase activity; protein binding. The record is from RefSeq and is a predicted model, not a curated record. Bases 1 to 2169 code for a protein of 722 amino acids. The transcript is spliced from 14 exons. Lineage: Eukaryota; Oomycota; Peronosporomycetes; Peronosporales; Peronosporaceae. Gene Ontology annotation, biological process: proteolysis.
AUGCAAGUGACGGUGACAUCGGCUGAUGGCGGACAAGUGACUCAGGUCAGUGCUGAGGCCACGCAACAGCUAAACUCUGUAGGCGUGCAAUUACAACAGCAGUUCGGUAUCCCCGCGGACCAGCAAGUGCUAAUUUUAAAUGGCAAUCCGCUGCGGCUUGACUACACGUUCGAGCAGGCAGGCGUGAAAGAAAAUGAUCUUCUCGUAAUUAUCCGCAAGGCAUCGGCUACAUCAGCUGCGAGGCCUGAUUCCUCGUCUACAACAGGAUUUACCGCACGCCCGGGCAUGAAGCUGCACGAAAUUCCGGCCAAUCCCAACCCAGAGAUACUUCUUGAUAUCAUCAACAUGAAUCCACAGCUUUUACCUGAGCUACACCAAGUUAAUCCAAACUUGGCGACAGCACUUGAGACCAGAAACGCAUCGAAUGUGCGCAUGGCGCUGAUGCAAAUGUAUAUGAAGGCUGCGUCGCAAAAGUUUGAGGAACAGCAAGAGAUCGAGGCUCUGGAACGCAAUCCGUUUGAUACUGAGGCCCAGGCUAAAAUUGCUGAGCGAAUUCGUUUGUCGAAUGUUCAAAAAAACAUGGAAAUUGCAAUUGAGGAAAUGCCUGAGGCAUUUGGAAAUGUUACGAUGCUUUUUAUUCCCUGUGAAGUUAACGGAACGCAAGUAAAGGCAUUUGUCGACUCGGGGGCCCAAUCGACCAUCAUGUCAUCGAGCUGUGCGGAGCGUUGCGGCAUCAUGCGGCUAGUGGAUAAGCGUUUUGCUGGACAAGCAGUGGGUGUGGGCACGGCCACCAUAAUCGGAAAAGUGCACAUGGUACCUUUAAAAGUCGGCGACGAGUUUUACAACUGCAGCUUUACAAUUUUAGAUCAGCAGGGUGUUGAUUUUCUUUUUGGCCUGGACAUGCUUAGGCGACAUCAAUGCUGCAUAGAUCUAAACAAAAACGUGCUGCGUCUUCACGAAGGCGAGCACUUUCAUGAAGUUCCUUUCUUACCGGAACAUGAAAUACCCUCCCCGGAAAAACGAGCGAUUACUGCGCUGCCUCCCGCUUCACUAGGCGGCAUUCCUGUCUCGACUUCAAUUCCAGAAUCUAAUGCUGCAGCUGACCCAAUCAAUUCUCAAGUAGAAAGAAACCACGUAGAGCAGGAGAAGAUCGCUCAGCUUGUGGGAUUAGGCUUUACUGAGCAGCGGGCCAUUCAAGCGCUGCAAACUUGCAAUGGAAACGUCGAAAUGGCAGCUGGCUUUUUAUUUGAAAACCGCUUAACUAUGGUAGGUGAUAAUGAAUUUCGAGAUGACCUGUACGAGAUCUUGGGCCUCGAACCUGCCGCGGAUAAAAGCCAGGUUGCUCGCGCGUACAAAAAGAAGUCUAUAUUACAUCAUCCUGACCGUGGUGGAAACGUGCAAAAGUUCUUGGAAUUGACACAUGCACGUGACAUUUUGUUGGACCCUCAAAAGAAAGAAGUAUAUGACAGAAAAUUGUCACGCGAGGCAUUGGCUAAGAAACAGCAGCGCGAACGUGAUGCAGAGUUCAAUGAAAAGCGUAAACGAAUGCGAGAUGAAUUGCUGCGGAAAGAGAAGGCUUCUGAGCGCAAUAAAAACAAUAAUUUCAAGCAGCAGAAGGCUGACCUGUCGAAAUUUCGGGAACAAGCGCUGGCUCGUCAGCAAGAGCUGUACAAUCGUGUCGCUCGUGAAACGAAGCGACGAGAUGAUUUGAGACAGUCACAGGCAGCAAACAUCGCUCCUAGAUCACAGCGCACAGUUACAUUCAAAUGGAAUAAAAAUCAAUUUUCACACUCAGAUGACACGCUUAGCAGAGAUCUACGGUGUUAUGGUGCCAUUGAAACAAUCAAGAUGAAGACAUCGUCUGCAAAGGUCAUUUUUGCUGAAGCCUCGGCAGCUGCAAGUGCCGUACGCGUUGAAGGACACAAGAUAUGCUGGCGUGAGGUCUCAAUCAAAGGCCACAUUGUAGAGACAGACGGUUUUACGUCUGCAGAAGACAAGCCGGUGAUUGAAACAACAUCGGGUCGUCACGUGUCAACUCUUCCUAGGGGCCCUAUAUCAUUAGAGGAACAUUUGGCGUUUGAGGCAAAAGUUCUUGCCGCAUUGCGAAAAACAGCUAAGUUGCAACAAGAGCAACAGCAACGGAAUCCCGUACAAUCACCACAACUUUAG